AAGCUCCUCCUAACGUCGCCGAAGCGUCCAAUAGCGGUAUCGUUCGUCGAGCGGGUAGUACGAGGUAAGGGAGAGCAACGGAAGGAGGAGAGGAGCGAGGAAAUCGGAAGAAUCGCGGCCGACGACACGGAAGUCAAAAAUGCCUCGUUCCUUCCUUGUCAAGAAGAGGUAUUCGGGACGGAAGGCAUUAGCGGACAAGAAAGACGUCGACUCCACCCAAACGGAUCCUCUUCCAGAUGCGAGUUGGCCCUCGGCUCCCACCCUCCCGCCACCCCCCAACGAAUGGUAUCCUGGUCGGCCCGCACCCGAGCCACCGGCCCGGGAGGCGGAAGACAACGAAUUCCGCGGGGAUCCCAGGGAUUUUCCCGUCGUUCGCUUCCGACAGGGUUGCCACAAGAGAAACUUCCAGUGUCAGCAGUGCGGAAAGAGCUUCAAGCGAUCGUCCACCCUGUCCACCCAUCUGCUGAUCCAUUCGGACACCAGGCCCUACCCUUGCCAGUACUGCGGAAAGAGGUUCCACCAGAAGUCCGACAUGAAGAAGCACACUUACGUCCACACAGGAGAAAAGCCUUAUCUGUGUAUCGUGUGCGGGAAGGCCUUCAGUCAGUCCUCCAACUUGAUCACACACGGCAGGAAGCACACGGGCUACAAGCCGUUCGCCUGCGAAGCGUGCGGAAGGACCUUUCAGAGAAAAGUGGAUCUUAGAAGACACAAGCAGACGCAACACGACGGAUCGGCAUGAAGAUUUCGCUCCCCAACCUCAUCCUUUUCCUUCGGCCCGCAUUUUCUACGGGUAACACCACGUCGUUUACUUACCGGACCCCCUUUUUUUUUCCAUUCGGGCCUUUCCGGUAUUCCAGUGUUGGCCCCUUGUACCCAGUUUUCCAGUACAGUGAGAAUAAAAUAGCCAAACCUCCUGCACGUUUGUUUGUCUUUCUUACGGGGGGGAGGGUGGGCUUUACCGGAAAGCGUUGAUACGUUUGUAGGUCGCCAG
Centruroides sculpturatus (bark scorpion) is the source of this 994-nucleotide messenger RNA. Its product is annotated as zinc finger protein Gfi-1b-like. Gene Ontology annotation, cellular component: nucleus. The record is from RefSeq and is a predicted model, not a curated record. NCBI's taxonomy places the organism in Eukaryota, Metazoa, Arthropoda, Arachnida, Scorpiones, Buthidae. The transcript has 3 exons. The coding region runs from base 140 to 742 and encodes 200 amino acids.